AAUACAUCAAAACAAAAAUCUCACAUAUACUUAAAAGAAAAAGACCAAAACAAAGAAGAGUUAGGUUUUGACAACAUGAAGUUCAUGACUCUAAUGCUCAUCUCAUUGGUGAUAAUCGCCAUGUCCUCUGCAUAUCCGAUUAGAGCGAAUACAGUUGGAAGUUUCGGAGAAAUGGCACAAUCGUGUGUUCCGACAAAGCUCUUACCAUGCUUACCGUCAAUAACCACGGGAGGAGACCCGAGUACAGAAUGUUGCAACAAACUGGUUGAGCAGAAACCAUGUCUUUGUGGUUAUAUUCAAAAUCCUGCCUAUAGUAUGUAUGUUACUUCUCCAAACGCUCGCAAAGUCUUAGAUUUUUGUAAGGUUCCUUUUCCUAGUUGUUAAAUCCCUCAAGACAUUGCUAAGAAAAAGUAUUAUUAAAAAUAAAAAAAUCAAACUAGAUCUUAUGUAACAAUGAAUCAAUCCUGCUAUGGUUGAAGCUUAUAAUUGAAAUGUUUGAUUUAUAUAUAAA
This is a messenger RNA of Raphanus sativus (radish), 511 nucleotides long. RefSeq names its product non-specific lipid-transfer protein 2-like. The record is from RefSeq and is a predicted model, not a curated record. Gene Ontology annotation, biological process: lipid transport. NCBI's taxonomy places the organism in Eukaryota, Viridiplantae, Streptophyta, Magnoliopsida, Brassicales, Brassicaceae. The transcript has a single exon. Bases 76 to 384 code for a protein of 102 amino acids.